Molecule: messenger RNA, 1194 nt
Organism: Arabidopsis thaliana (thale cress)
Lineage: Eukaryota; Viridiplantae; Streptophyta; Magnoliopsida; Brassicales; Brassicaceae
Product: F-box associated ubiquitination effector family protein
Exons: 1
Coding region: 1-1194 (397 amino acids)
Biological process (GO): protein ubiquitination
Cellular component (GO): nucleus
Source: RefSeq, marked reviewed
AUGACGACAAGUCAAUUCAAGAAGAGUAAAUUAAUAGAGAACAAUUCUCAGUCUCUUGAAAUCUUAAAAGAGAAGAACUUCAAUGAUGUUCCUUUGGACGUAGCCAUAGAGAUAUUUAUGAGAUUGCCUGUGAAAUCCGUAGCUAGGUUUCUCCUACUCUCAAAGUUUUGGGCCGAAAUUAUCCGAAGUAGACAUUUCAUCACGUCUUUCCAGGUUAGGUCUUCGUUGCAGCCGCGUCUACUAGUCGUGUUUAUUGAUUUAAAUAAACAAUGGAACUGCGAAGAUUGGUACUUCUUCUCGCUCUCUUCAUCAACAACGUCUUAUCUAUCACGUGUUACAUGUCCCUUUCCAGAUUAUGUGCACUAUUCUCAUUAUGUUAAUGGCUUGAUAAGCCAUGGAUAUGGUCUAGAGAAAUUCAUAACUAACCCUAGCACCGGUAAAUCCACAGUUUUAGGGAGAGUCCAAACCAAUAGUAAGGUUGCGCAAUGUUUUUUGGGGUAUGAUCCGGUUAAUGAUGAAUACAAACUAUUGGUAUUGUGCAUGAAGGAAAAAAUGCAACGUCAUGACGGUCGAACUCGAAUAUUACAACUAUCAUCUCAACAUCAAGUAUUCCCAUUGGGAGUUAAAAAGAAACCAUGGAGAAUGAUUGAUUAUACAACUCCUCACGGUCCUGUGCUGAACAGUGUGUGCAUAGAUGGUGUUUUAUAUUAUGUUGCUUUUACGGGCGAAGAUUUGUCACAGCUGAGCUUAAUGAGAUUCGAUUUGGGGUCUGAAAAGUUGGAUCUUUUUACUAGUUUACCCGCGGACUUUCCAGCUGCAUUUCUACAUGGUUUCACUUUGAUGAGGUACAAGGGGAAAGUAGCCUUAGCCACUAAAACUUUAUUUAUUGGUAUUGAAGUGUGGGUUUUGGAUCAGCAAGCCGAAAUUCAUGGAUGGUUGAAGAAAAGUUUCAGUAUCAAAGGUGUUAGGAGGUGGUUAUUUUGUGAUUUAUUUAUCACAGGCACUACUCAUACAGGUGAGUUUAUUUUGGCACCACGGUUCUAUUCUAAUAGCUUUUAUGUUAUCUAUUACAAUCCCGACACGAAAAGUUUAAGAAAAACCAAGGUUGAAGUACACGGAGGCUAUGACUUCAAGCAUCGGGAAACAAAAGCAAUGGUUUUUCCGGAUUAUGUAGAGACUGUUCGGUUGUUGUAG